This is a messenger RNA of Daphnia magna, 1844 nucleotides long. RefSeq lists its product as uncharacterized. The transcript has 7 exons. Lineage: Eukaryota; Metazoa; Arthropoda; Branchiopoda; Diplostraca; Daphniidae. Gene Ontology annotation, molecular function: ubiquitin protein ligase binding. Gene Ontology annotation, biological process: regulation of proteolysis; proteasome-mediated ubiquitin-dependent protein catabolic process. Gene Ontology annotation, cellular component: cytoplasm; nucleus. The record is from RefSeq and is a predicted model, not a curated record. Bases 159 to 1835 code for a protein of 558 amino acids.
UCUUUGUAUUUCAACAACCAAAACUGCCAUUCCCAUUGUGCGAUUCAUUUGCUGUGGUUCACUGUAAUCCGGGGUUCUUAUUUUCUCUUCAUGUUCGAACGAAGAAAAAGAACCUGAAGCGUCUACGUAAAAUUCGAGAACGUCGAAGUUUGACAAACAUGACAAGUGAUUCCAACAGAUCUUUCAAGUUCGGAUCUGGUUUAACGUCCAGUACCACGCCUGUCAAGAACGUUAUAAGGCAGGUCGAAAUACGCAUUGAUCAGGUACAACCAAGUCUGUUCUGCGUUUAUUGUGAAUGGAAUGUACCGAAAUAUCAAGCAACGCCACCUGAAAAACCUUUGACAAACGAUGCAAUUUUCGGUGACAAAAAUGCCAACUUGAAAAACCCAUCGCAACUAGGAAACAAUGACGGGAAUUCUGGCACUAUUAAAGCGACGCUUUCGAAUCAGACCAUCACCUCUUCAGGUUUUGGAACAUCAUCGUUUGUUAAGCCUCAGCAGCAACAGCCCCAACCUUUGUCUGUUUUCGGGACACCAAGUUCGAGCAUGAACGUUGACACGAUGACCGCGGGACUAGCACAAACUAUUAAGUCUUCUCUCAGUUCUGGAAUGCCGAUCCAAACACCAACCUCAACACCAGCAGUCAUUAACUUUGGGGCUUCAGAAUGCAAAUUGCCUCAACAACAGCAGACUGCCCAUCUUGAUGAAAAGCCUCAAACGAAAAGCUUCGGGACUACAUUUGCAUCUGCCACCAGCGAACCUUCCAAUAUUCGCGGUUUCCAAAUUCCAGUUCCCCAAUUAAACACUUCAUUGGCAUCCUCAAACAAUAUCUCCGAUAAACCAGACGCCAAAGAAACCGAAUACGUAGCUGAUUUCACGAUAAACCAGCAGGCAUACACGUUGAAAGCAUCUUUCGCCAAGUCUACCCGCAUCACUACUGGUUCAAUCGAGCUGAAGCAAGUAAAAAUGAAGUCUAGGCUAGCCACCGAAUUCGACGUGGAAAGCGACGGCAAGUCGAUUCCCGGCAAUAGAAUACUUGAAAAGGGUAGCGUUCAAUUGCCGUCCGCCGUUUGGGUACACCUCAAUCGAAGCAAAAAGAAACAUCACAAUCUGAGGUUUUCGAAUUCGGAUCGUCGUUGGGUGUCAGAAGAUUUUAUUGGAAUCUUUGAAGGUUUCAGAAGCUCUGAAUCCGGUAUUGGCCUUUGGAAAUCGCUGGCUUGCUCAAUCUACGUCCAGUUUGAAAUUAUCAAUGCAGGAGAAACAAAGGCUCUGAAGCAGUUCACCAACUUGUAUGUUGAGCAAAUUUACUGCGAUGUGCAAUUUUCUCUUAGAGGAGAACAGAAGAUUGGGGGCCACCGAAGUAUGUUGGCGGCCAGAAGUCCGGUGUUUGCCGCAAUGUUUCGGAACGGCAUGAAAGAGGAAACCACUGGCCAAGUUAAGAUUGAAGAUUGCGAACCAGACGUUUUCAAGCAGCUUCUUCACUACAUCUAUUCGGGAAAGACUUCAACGCCGUUAACUGAUACGAUGGUUCAAUCGUUGUUUGUGGUGGCUGACAAAUACGACAUUCAAGAUCUGAAACAGAAGUGUGUCACUUUUCUGCUGACCUGCCUCACGAUGGAUAAUGUCGUCAGUCUAUUGGUUUGGUCGCAUCUUCACUUUGUUGAAAGAUUAAAAAAAGUCGCGCUCACCUACAUGGCACGUAAUGGCAAACGAAUUUGUCUUUUAAAGGAUUGGGAGGAACUGGCCAAAAACUAUCCAGACCUCUGCGUUUUGGCAUUUCGAUGUAUGAUGAGGUGCACAGUCCACCGAGUACAAGAGAAAUACAAAGAAGAAUAACCAACUGUA